Sitodiplosis mosellana (orange wheat blossom midge) is the source of this 449-nucleotide messenger RNA. Its product is annotated as myotrophin-like. Gene Ontology annotation, molecular function: protein binding. The transcript is spliced from 5 exons. The record is from RefSeq and is a predicted model, not a curated record. Lineage: Eukaryota; Metazoa; Arthropoda; Insecta; Diptera; Cecidomyiidae. The annotation marks the transcript as partial.
AGCUACUAGUAAAUUAGCUCAGCUAUUCCGAUUCAUCGAGACAGAUCAACUCUCUGAAAUCACCCGACUAAUCGAAGAAGGUGUCGAUUUAAGUGAAAGAUACGAAGAUGGAGAUAUGGCAAUUCAUUGGGCCGCACGUUUGGGUAAAGCGGAUACAGUAAAACUGUUGAUAGAAAACGGAGCCAAUGUGAAUGCACGUGGUCAAUAUAAUAGAACACCACUAUACUAUGCUGUAGAUAGUCCAGAAGCCACAAAACUCGAAGUUGUUAAAGUCUUACUUGAAAAUGGAGCCAAUGUUGAUGUUAAAGAUGACUAUGGAAGCACACCACUGGCUAAAGCAGCUCAAAUAGGUCAUAAAAAGAUCGUUGAACAGCUGAUAAAAAAUGGCGCCAAUAUCAAUUUGAAAGCAUGGCUUGGUCGAUCACCACUUGUGGAGGCUUCUGAACAUG